Messenger RNA from Myxozyma melibiosi, 1772 nucleotides. Its product is annotated as serine incorporator/TMS membrane protein. The coding region runs from base 188 to 1588 and encodes 466 amino acids. NCBI's taxonomy places the organism in Eukaryota, Fungi, Ascomycota, Lipomycetes, Lipomycetales, Lipomycetaceae. The transcript has 3 exons. The record is from RefSeq and is a predicted model, not a curated record. Gene Ontology annotation, cellular component: membrane.
AUUCCAGAUACAGAUUGAAGAUACUCAUAUGCUUUGCUCUUUGUGGCGCUGACACUUCCGAGGCGUUUGUACUGAUCAGAGGCAACGCCGGGCAUCUCCAUCAGCAAGCCUUCGCAACGCCAUCCACCUCAGAGAUCUUCAACAAACCCCAUUUGCCCCAGCCAAGUCUAAUAACCAACCACAAGCCAUGGGUGCUUUACUAUCUGUCCCGAUGCUGGCCCUGCCGGCGCUGUCGAGCGCGGGAAUGUAUGUCGCCUCGUGCUUCGGAGCGGCGGCGUGCUCGACGCUGUGCAAUACGUGCAAGUCGUGCUCGAAUAGUAUCUCGACGCGGAUUGCGUAUGCGCUUUUGUUUAUUGUGAAUUCUAUUCUUUCGUGGGUGAUGUUAUCGAGCUGGGCGAUUGACAAGAUCAAGUCGCUGACGCACGAUAUGGUCGACGUGCGGUGCUUUGGAACACAGUGCACUGGCUUUGUGUCGGUGCAUAGGAUCAACUUUGCGCUCAUGGUCUUCCACGCCAUCCUGGCCGUCUUCCUUGUCGGUGUCCACUCCGUGCGCAACAAGCGCUCAGAUAUCCAGAACGGUUACUGGGGACCCAAGAUCAUCGCCUGGAUGUUUUUGCUUGUGGUUUCGUUCUUGAUUCCCGACGCUUUCUUUGUGUUUUGGGGAAACCACAUUGCAAUCAUCGGCGCCUUCAUCUUCAUCCUCUACGGUCUGAUCCUGCUUGUUGAUUUCGCUCACUCGUGGGCCGAGAUUUGUCUCAACAAGAUCGAGACCUACGACUCUCGCGCAUGGCGCUUCAUUCUCGUCGGAUCCACGCUUGGAAUGUAUAUCGCCUCGAUCGUGCUCACAAUCAUCAUGUACGUUUUCUUCGCCAAGAGCGGCUGCGGCAUGAACCAGGCCGCCAUCACAAUCAACCUGAUCUUGCUCUUCAUCGUCUCUGCUAUCUCCGUCAACACCACCGUGCAGGAGUACAACCCGCAGGCCGGUCUCGCGCAGUCCGCGAUCGUGUCGGUGUACUGCACGUACUUGACCAUGACGGCCGUCGCCGGCGAGCCUGACGACAAACAAUGCAACCCGCUCAUUCGCUCGCGCGGAACCCGCACCGCGUCCGUCAUCAUCGGCGCGAUCUUCACCAUCCUCGCGAUCGCAUACACCACGAUCCGCGCCGCCACACGCACCUCGGGCACGGUCGAGGACAGCUACGGGUACACGCCCGUCAACCAGACUGUCACGCAGCAGCCCGGACGCAACUCGAUGCGCAUCGAGGCGAUUCGCGCGGCGGUGGACGCCGGCUCGCUGCCGCAGUCGGCGCUGUACGAGCUCGACGAGGAUUCGGACGACGAGGGCGACGGCAGCGACACCGAGUACAACUACAGCGUGUUCCACUUUAUCUUUAUGCUGGCGACGCAGUGGACGGCUACGUUGCUGACGAUGCAGGUCGACAAGGACGACGAGAUGAGCUUUGUGCCUGUCGGCCGAACGUACUUUUACACAUGGGUCAAGAUUGUGAGCGCGUGGAUAUGCUUCGCGCUCUACACCUGGACGCUGGUGGCGCCGAUCGUGGCUCCGGACCGGUUCGGCAAUUACUGAAACGGAAAUGUGAAUAGUCAGAGAUAGAUUUUAUUUAUUUUUACCUCAUGUCAAACGGUGUUGUUUGUGAGUUGGUUGCUGGGUUGCGUUGGUUUUUGUAUGCAUAAUUGGUACUAUUUGAUGUUUUGCAGUUGAGCUGGGUUGAUGUAUUUGAUAGCAUCAGAAGUCGUGUGUAAUGUGUGUA